ACAGUCAAUAUAUGAACAAGUGCCCCGUCCGCAAAGUGGGUCUGAGCUCAGCAAGGGCAGACUGGUGACCAAAGGCUGCUGCGCUGCCCGCUGCGAGAAGCAUCUGCUCGGAAAGAUUCAACAGUGAUCCUUCUCUAGAGUCAUUGGACAUGGCAGGAAAAGGAGGUUCCGUGAAAGCUGCCCUAGGAUUCAAUGCAGCUGAAGAUGCCCAGAAACUGAGGAAGGCCAUGAAAGGACUUGGUACAGAUGAAGAUGCCAUCAUUGAUGUACUCGCCCACCGUAGUGUGUCACAGCGCCAGGAAAUAAAAAUAGCCUAUAAGUCAACCAUUGGCAGGGAUUUGGUCGAUGACUUGAAGUCGGAACUGAGUGGGAACUUCGAGAAAGUGAUUGUGGGAAUGAUGAUGCCUACUGUUAUGUAUGACGUGACUGAGCUGAGAAAAGCUAUGAAGGGUGCUGGCACAGAUGAGGGCUGCUUAAUUGAGAUUUUGGCUUCCCGGACUCCAGAGGAGAUCCGAUGGAUCAACAGUACUUACCAGCAACAAUAUGGAAGAACUCUUGAAGAUGACAUUUGCUCUGACACUUCUUUCAUGUUCCAGAGAGUACUCGUGUCUCUUUCAGCAGGGGGGAGAGAUGAAGGAAAUUACCUAGAUGAUAACCUUGUGAAGCAGGAUGCUAAGGACCUGUAUGAGGCUGGUGAGAAGAAGUGGGGAACCGAUGAGGUGAAAUUCCUGUCCAUUCUCUGUUCUCGGAACCGAAAUCACCUACUUCACGUGUUUGAUGAAUACAAGAGGAUUUCCCAAAAGGAUAUCGAGCACAGCAUCAAAUCCGAGACAUCGGGCCACUUUGAAGAUGCUUUACUGGCAAUAGUAAAAUGCAUGAGGAAUAAAUCUGCAUAUUUUGCUGAAAGGCUCUACAAAUCAAUGAAGGGCUUAGGUACUGAUGAUGAUACUCUCAUCAGAGUGAUGGUUUCCCGUUCAGAGAUUGACAUGUUGGACAUAAGGGAGAAUUUCCGGAGGCUCUAUGGGAAGUCUCUAUAUUCUUUCAUCAAGGAUGACACAUCAGGAGAUUACAGGAAAGUUCUGCUCAUACUCUGUGGAGGCGAUGAUUAAUAUUCAUUCUACACUGGAUUGAAAUGAUUCAAGAGCCUGAGAUUUGGGCUGGUUUUAUUAUGAUUUGGCUUCAUUUUUCUAUAAGGCUGUUUAACAUUUGCGUAAAAUACUUGUUGUCAAUUAAAAACACUGUAGUUAUUUUUAAUAUGAAUUAUCAGCUAUUGCUCAGCUUUUUUUGAUGCUUUUAGAACUAGAUUUUCUUAUUUUUAAGUUCAUUAACUCAGAAGAAACUUUCAAAAGAUUUUUUCCUCAAUGCUAUUUCUAGAGAAAUGAGGACAUUCAAUAUUACUUUUAUUAAAAAAUGUUUCAUCGAUGACUUUUUUGUUUUUUACAACACCAAAUGAAUGGUGAUGAAAUUGUUUAAAUUUUCCUGUGGGUGGUGGUUGUCCAUGCAAAAGAAGAUCGGAGGCUUCAUAGACAGUCGGUUUUUCUAUAACUUCACAUCACCUCCCACUCACAACCCUCAGCCCCAUCCCUAAAUCCCACUGCUUUACCUCACUGACAACUUUUUGAUUUGAGGGUCAUGCUAUCAUCUUGGCAAGAAAACCCACCAUUUUAUCUCUUCACAUAACUAUAGAAAGAAAAUAUCCACAUUUCUGCUCCUGCUCAUGUGGUAGGGUUGGAUCUAGCAAUAUCAGAUCUGAGGGCCAGGGAUGGUUGCUCCCGCCUGUAAUCCUGGAUACUAGGGGAGGCUGAGGCUGGUGGAUCCCUUGAGCUAGGGAGUUUUUAGCUACAGUAGAGCUAAAGCUGAUUAGGUGUCUGCAUUAAGUCUGGCAACAGUAUGGCAGGUAGGAAGAAGAGGAUGAAACCAGCCCAGGUCAGAAACAUCAGGUCAAAGCUUCCCUGCCAGUCAGCAGUGGGGCUGGGCCCAUGAGUGGCCAUUGCACUUCCAAACUGGGAAAGAUAGGAAAAGACAGAUUUAAAAAAAAAAUCUGAUCUAUUGUGUUUAGUUUCAAAAGUUCAAUUUCAAAUGUAUUUAGUUUGGGAAACUUUCAAUCCAGCAACAAUAGCAUCACAAAUAAAAAUCGUUCACCUCUAGAGUUGUCCACAAAUUUUUUAAAAAGCUGCUUGUCUCUGAGGAUACCCUGAAUAACCCAAAUGCUUCUGUCUAUCACUUUGUUCUGGAAUUAGAAACAAAUGACUAAUGUUCCGCAGGAUGAUGGUUAUUGUUUUAUGCCUUGCCUAAACCAACAGUGGAUGAAGAUGUUUUGCAAAUGUCAACCUCAGAGCUAUAACCUGUGAUUUCUUUUUGCUGAAAUGUAAAGAUUUGGUAGCAGUGGUGGUAUGGGGGACCAUCUAACCACAAAUGCAGUCUGUACCUUUUUCCCUUAAGGGCUGGGGAGGAAAGUGGGCCUGGGAGACAGCCACCACAGUAAGGGAACCAUGGGGUCAUAGUACUAAAGCAGACCAUGAGGUGCAACACAGGGACCAUAGUCUCUACUGGGGAAGAGGCAUGCUUUCCUAGAUAUUAAUGUCCUGGGGCCAAACCCCAUUUUCUUCACACUAAUUACAACUCCGAUUAAACAAGAUGUGCAGAGAUGGUCCUAUACUUGACUAAUGAGCUAAAUUCUAUUGACAGAGCUGCCUUAUUCUCUCUUUUUAUAAUCUAUAAUAAUCCUCUUUUAUAUAGUGCCUUUGGACUCUAGAACCAGUGCAGAUGUCUAGCUUAGUAAUACAUUUAUGCUUUGGAAUUUUAAUACAGAAAUUAUUUUCAUUUAAAUGUAAUUUAUGGCUUUCCUAUCUAAAUUUAAUAAAGUAUGAUACCUUUAUAA
Trichosurus vulpecula (common brushtail) is the source of this 2881-nucleotide messenger RNA. RefSeq names its product annexin A4 (gene ANXA4). Gene Ontology annotation, molecular function: calcium ion binding; calcium-dependent phospholipid binding. The record is from RefSeq and is a predicted model, not a curated record. Gene Ontology annotation, cellular component: cytoplasm. The coding region runs from base 150 to 1109 and encodes 319 amino acids. NCBI's taxonomy places the organism in Eukaryota, Metazoa, Chordata, Mammalia, Diprotodontia, Phalangeridae. The transcript has 13 exons.